AACAACCAACACUUCCCCAGAAGCUCAUGUCCCUGCACCGCCUGCCAAAAAGAUAGAAACAAAGGAUGUAAAAAUCCCCAUGCAUGCGCACAACACACAAACAAAAUCCUAUUUAAAAUUGCUCCAAAGUUUAAUAUGAAAACAAAACCAAAAAAAGACAGCCUAUCACUUACCUGA
This is a messenger RNA of Suillus subaureus, 177 nucleotides long. RefSeq lists its product as uncharacterized. The annotation marks the transcript as partial. NCBI's taxonomy places the organism in Eukaryota, Fungi, Basidiomycota, Agaricomycetes, Boletales, Suillaceae. The record is from RefSeq and is a predicted model, not a curated record. The transcript has a single exon.